Aspergillus affinis is the source of this 1629-nucleotide messenger RNA. RefSeq lists its product as uncharacterized. The coding region runs from base 1 to 1629 and encodes 542 amino acids. Gene Ontology annotation, cellular component: cytoplasm. Gene Ontology annotation, molecular function: glutathione transferase activity. The record is from RefSeq and is a predicted model, not a curated record. NCBI's taxonomy places the organism in Eukaryota, Fungi, Ascomycota, Eurotiomycetes, Eurotiales, Aspergillaceae. The transcript is spliced from 6 exons.
AUGGUGAUGAAUCUGAUAGCAGCUGUAGAAGCCCUUGCGCUUUGCAACCUGACUUCCUUCACUUCCCAGACUAAGGAAUUAGUUUCAUGCAAACCCGUCACGUCUAGCUUGAUGUUGCCGGACGCGCCAAUGUCGAUAUCCCCAGCUGCAUGUUCGAUCCCUAUCAUGCAGAUGCCCCAGCUAACUGAGGCAGCUGACUUGGACGAUGACUGGACAGGUCUUGCUGAUGCCGCGGCUCGUCGAAGAAAGCAGACUCGACUGAAUACCCGAGCCUGGCGACGAAGACGCAAGGCCCUUGAGGGACAAGGACUUCAGACACCUAUCUCUAAGCCUCCGUCAGGCGUCAGCGCCAGUAAAGCCGAAUCCCAAAUCCCGUGCUGGGACGAAGACCACCAAAUGGUCUCUACCUUCCCUGCAUCCGUAGCGGAUACUUUCCACCGGACUCGAGAUGCCUUACUAUCCUCCGAAGCUACGGCCCUACAACCAAGCCCAUUCACCUCCCGGCGGUGCAGCCGACCUCGUGUCCUCUUCCCUCUAUCCUCCGACCACCUGAUCACACUGCUCCAGUUCAAUGUCUUCCGCGGCUGCCUCACUAACCGCCAACUCCUCUCCGUCAUUCUGGACGCCGUCCCAGGAGCCUGUCCGUCAACGUCGCCGCGCACCCUACCCGGCCCCUCACCUCCCGGCAGCGUGCCCCCGGCCCUCGCACCCACCUUGGUGCAGCAGACGAUCCCUCAUGAAGACUGGAUGGAUCUGAUCCCGCAUCCUCAAUGGCGCGAUAACAUCAUUCUGGCGGCCGGGCAGUACGACGAGGAUGAGCUGUGGACUGACACGAUCGGCGGGCUUUUCGAGGGUUUUCCGGACUCGGAGUGCGAGCAUCGAGGCGUGGUUGCGUGGUCGCCACCGUGGCAUGCCAGUGGGUGGGAGAUCUCGGAGGGAUUCUGGCGGAAGUGGGGAUGGAGCCUGAGGGGAUCCCAACCAGGCCGCUACGUGCUCUACUAUAAAGCCGACCCGGCGUACCAGGGCCGGUACACAAUCCCCGUGCUGUGGGAUCGCACGCGGAAGACGAUCUUCGACGCGCUGCUGCCGGCGGAACGGCGCGAGGUGAACCAGCCAGGCGGGGGCCUGUAUCCGGCUCAUCUGCGGGGAGAGAUCGAUGCGAUGAACGAGUGGGUGUAUGAGCGAAUCAACAACGGAGUGUAUAAGACGGGGUUUUCCACGACGCAGGAGGCCUACGAUGCCAACGUCUAUCCGCUGUUUGAGGCACUGGAUCGCGUCGAAGAACAUCUUGCGCAGUCGGGCCACGGGCCGUACCUUUUUGGGGAGAAUAUCACCGAGGCGGAUGUGCGGCUGUAUACGACCAUCUGCCGGUUCGAUGUCGCGUACUACUUGAUCUUUCGGUGCAAUUUAAAGAUGAUCCUCCAUGAUUACCCGCGGAUUGAUGGCUGGUAUCGACAGUUGUACUUUGACGAGUCCGAGAGGACUCGCGGAGGAGCGUUCAAGAAGACGACGUUCUUCUAUAUUUAUAAAUAUAACUAUCUCAAGACACUGGGGAAGAAAGUGGGCGGCUCGCAGACCGUCGUCCCUGCUAGCCCUAUCCCAGAUAUCCUACCAUUGGAGAAACUAUAG